AUCAGACAGAACUCCACCUCGCAGUCUUGAACCAGAAGCACAACCCCUGAAGAGAAACCCACCCCAGCACCGAGUGAUCUCAAGGACUUGAACUCAAACCAAGCUAUAUGAGCUCAGCAGAGCUGCUGCAGAGCUGAAAAUCCAAGUGCUGUCAAAGUAACCUCCAGUUGUACUGGGAGCUGCAAGCAGGAAUGCUGUUCUGGGGAAGCUUUAAAAUAAUGAAGUGGAGGCAGCUUUUCUGGAUUGCAUUCUGUGUUGUGAAGUUGUCUGGCACCGCUGCUGACAGCCCGACGGACACCCCGGCUCCAACAGCCCCGGCCACGGAGACAGAACUGAGCGGAACUGGCAGCUUGGCAGCCACCGGCGCCCUGGGCAGUGCCACGCCGACACCAGAGAGCCCCGACACAGACGGACCCGCUGCAGCCAGCCCCAGCUCCCCAGGGCUCAGCAGUGUUCAGACAAGCCCACAGCCAAGCUCACAGCCCAGCAAAGCCCCCCCGCAGGUGCUGGGCACCCACCUACCCCCGGAGGAUGCAAGCAGUGGGGUCUCCAUGACACCAACCCCAGAGGUCCACAUCAGCACAACAGAAGCCACCCAAGAAUCCACGCUGGCCCUGCUGAGCUCCACGGCCACCCCUGAGCUGAAGUCUGUCUCAGAAGCCAGCACACAGCCACACGUAGCAAGCAGUGUCCCCAAGCCCAUCACAUGCCACAACGUCAAAGACGUGAGCGACACUGGAGCCAUCUGCUUGCACCUCAACGAGUCCAACACCUGCAAACAAUUUUUAGAGAUGAAGGGAUCGGACUUGUGGAGUGCAAUAUGUGAGGAGAGCACCCGCCCCGUUCCCUCCCCCUGCCACAUUAAACUCGCUAAGUCUGAGGUGGACCACGACUGUCUGCUCCUCAUCCUCGUCAAUGAGACAGAUCCUGCUACAGAUAUGCUUCAGGAGUCUCACUGGGAAAAGUUCGGAAUAAAAUCCCUUCAGCGAGGGAGCGUGAGGAGCCACCAGGACUUUUCUCGGAAGACCCUGACUGCUUUGGUCACUUCUGGCCUCUUGCUGGCGUUCCUGGGCAUGGCCGGAUACUUCCUGAUGAAGCGGCGGAGCUGGAGCCCCGCGGGACAGAGGCUGGACGAAGACCAGUACGACAUGGAGAACGGCAGCCAGGGAAGCCCCACGCUGACGGUGGCCGGCCCCGAGCCGCAGGAGAAGCCCAGCCUGAACGGGGCGCAGGAGAACGGCGCCUCCUGCAACGGCCGCUCUGCCGGGCAGCGCGGCCUCGCCGACACCCCGAUGUGACCCCGCGGAGAGGGGCUCUGGGGGUUGCCGGGGGGCAGCGGAGAGCAAAGAGGGGGGCAGGAGUUUUCUGUGGACAGCGAGGGACUGCAGACUUUUUUUUUUUUUUAAAUCAUUUCUGUGAAGAACUUCCAAAUCUGCCUAAAGCACAUUAAACUCCAGCGCUACCCAAGUGCUGCUUCUCUGCUGCCUCCUACUUCUCCUGAUGACCACACAGGAAACUUUUUUACUGCCAUUCUCUGCUUUUGUUGUUAAAAGCACAUAAUGAGAAACGCAAGUGCACUUAGCCCCCGAGCAGCUUCUCAGCAGAGGCAGGCUGAAGCCUUGAUCCAGGCUCCAAACAGCCACAGUUUUUGGUGGAAGAGUGUUAGGCUGAUUAAAGUAGUUAAAUCGGGAUUUCGGUGACACAAACCUCUCAGGUUUCAGGGAAUUAUGGUUAACAGAGUUGUUUUUAUCUCAUCUUUAAGUGCAGGACUUCUUCCUCUUUUAAGAACAUCAGGCAUUUAAUCCCCUCCUUGUGCUUUGUGCCUUCUUUAGCAUUUCCUUCUCCUGUAAAAUCUGCUGAAGCUCUGUGUAAAACUUUCCAUGGGGAAUUGGAGGCUGAAGUGUGACCAGACCUUGAACUUGUUUUUGUUAGUCCUACCACUGUGCAGGUAGUUGUUUCAGAGUGACGCCUUCCCCGGUCUCCUCAUCUCCCAGCUUGGAGACAGCGUUUGACAAGACCCAGCAAGUGCCCCGUCCCUCGUGCGCAGGGGAGGUGCAAACAGCUGAAGUGGCUCUGGACAGCUCUGCCCGUGCCCGGGGCAUCGCCCUCACCCUGGCACAACUGUGGCCAUUGCAAAUAGGACAUUGGGAAUAAAAGACACCAAAGGGCUCCGUGUCUGACAACCGCUAGACAGAAACCCUGAUCCUGCUACGGAUGUUUCUCCCUCUGCAUUCAGCAGCGGGUAGGUGGGGGAAAAAAGAGAGAAGUAUUUUCACUUCGGUAACAAAAGGCCAACACUGAAAUGCCAACAGCGGGAGCAAGUCCUACCUAGUUCCGCUUCCCUGCGAAUUGCUCCUCUCUAACCUAAUUGUUAAUAAUCUCAGUGGGGGGAAAAAAAAAAAAAGUGAGUGUUUUAAAUGAACUUCGCUGCCGUGUCCUUGGAACAACUGCGUGUUUAUCCCCCUGGGACGCGUGGCUCUGGCUGCGCCGUGUGCCAGCACGGCAAGCGGACAACGCCUCUCGGAGACCUUGUUUUCCAGCAGCAGCACGAUGACUAAAAGCUGUGGCUUGUUCUGUGCGCCUUCUCCCUGUCUUUCAACAAACACGUUUGCAGGACAAGUGACGUACAUCGAAUUAUUAAACCUCGUUUGUUUGA
Cygnus olor (mute swan) is the source of this 2656-nucleotide messenger RNA. RefSeq names its product CD34 molecule (gene CD34). The record is from RefSeq and is a predicted model, not a curated record. The transcript is spliced from 8 exons. Bases 192 to 1298 code for a protein of 368 amino acids. Gene Ontology annotation, cellular component: membrane. Lineage: Eukaryota; Metazoa; Chordata; Aves; Anseriformes; Anatidae. Gene Ontology annotation, biological process: cell-matrix adhesion.